Molecule: messenger RNA, 987 nt
Organism: Hirsutella rhossiliensis
Lineage: Eukaryota; Fungi; Ascomycota; Sordariomycetes; Hypocreales; Ophiocordycipitaceae
Exons: 4
Coding region: 1-987 (328 amino acids)
Source: RefSeq, a predicted model, not a curated record
AUGGAGGCGCCGUCAUCUCAAAGAACCGACGCAGGAGCCACCUCGAGAGCAACCGCCGGUCUAGAGGCCAUGUCCAUCCAUCAAAGAGCUCGCCGCCACCCUAGAUCACGCAUUGUCGUCGAACCUCUGUUUUGGACGAAUCUGCAACUUGAGCUGCUGCGGUGCACCUUUAGCGGACCUCACCCUGUGCCUCCAGCGACCAUGAAGCUCAAUUAUCCUGGCGAUGCUCGACGUCAAGCAAAGUUCCAUCGCUAUUUUGAUGGCGGAGAUGGCCACCCGGAAGCUGCUGUCCGGGUUCUCAUGGGCGGAUCCGAGGUUCCAUUGCAGUGGUUUCCCAAUCUGUAUUUUUGCCUCGGUGGCUAUCGCAGCAUCUUGCUACCCUGUUCGUACUUUUGCCUGCGGGACGAGUGUGAGGGCGACAAUGUCGGGCCGGUGCCUCCAGUCGCUGCGCACAUCGACCACCGCCAUAUUGUUCGUAUGCGGGAGAUGAAGUUGUUUCAACCGUGCAAUGGUAUUGGAUACAACCGACCCGGCGCAAAGUUGGCCAAAAUCAAACUACGGAAGCUCUCAUCCACGCCGCCUUUGCACGAGCCAUACUUGGUGGCGGUCCUGAUAGCCCUUGCCCAACAACAAUGGAGGACUUUGGGGCCAGCAGCGACCAAACGGGUGUCUGGCCCCAAGCUGUUGUAUACCUCAGGCGAUGGCGAUUUCAUGCAUUUGUACUCGACAAACAUAUCAUGUACCCUCAUACAUAUGUUUGAUGAUCCGGAUACUACCCCGCCGGUGCCACAGUCCCUCUCGAUCCAGAUCUCGGCUAUUCCGCUCAAGCCCUUCGAAACACUGCACACGCACGUUGGAGCCCGCCUCCACUGUUCCGAGAAAGCGAAGACUGAAGGGAUGUCCAUCUACAUGUACGGCCAGGCCGCGACACUCGUCGGGUUCUUCGACGACAACAUGGGCGGCGAGGGGACGCAAACUCGACAAUGA